AUGGCGACUGUAUAUCAUUUCCCUGAUAACAUUCAUGUUACCAGCACUGUCACUAUCAAGUUGAACAACACCAACUAUCUUCUUUGGAAAACUCAAUUUGAGUCUCUUUUGUCAUGCCAAAAGCUCAUCGGGUUCGUUAAUGGUGCCAUCACAGCUCCGCCGCGUACCAUCACGUCAACGACCGGCAACACUGCCACAGAGGUCCCAAAUCCGCAGUAUGACUCCUGGUUCUGCACAGAUCAACUCAUUCGUUCUUGGCUGUUUGGAACCUUGUCAGAGGAGGUACUCGGGUACGUUCAUAAUCUCACCACCUCUAGAGAUAUCUGGCUCUCUUUAGCUGAAAACUUCAAUAAGAGUAGCAUAGCUAGGGAGUUUGCUCUUCGUCGUAGCUUGUGGGUUCUAGAGAAAAAAGUUAUGGCCUUUGCUGCUUAUUGUCGUGAAUUUAUUGCCAUCUGCGAUGCUCUUAGCUCUAUUGGAAAACCCAUUGACGAGUCCCUUAAGAUCUUUGGGUUAUUGAAUGGGUUAGGUCGUGAUUAUGACCCAAUCACGACUGUGAUUCAAAGCUCUCUGUGUAAACUCAACCCUCCCAGAUUUGGUGAUGUCGUGUUUGAAGUCGAAAGCUUUGACACAAAGCUCAGAUCCUACAGUGCUCCUGACUCAGUCACUCCACACUUAGCUUUUCAAGCUCAGCAGUCAGGAUAUGGCAAUCAAUCUAGAGGGGGAUAUCGAGGCAGAGGAAGGUCUGGUCAAAACAGAGGACGUGGUGGCUAUUCUUCAAGAGGCAGAGGUUUCUCUCAACACUAG
This is a messenger RNA of Camelina sativa (false flax), 804 nucleotides long. Lineage: Eukaryota; Viridiplantae; Streptophyta; Magnoliopsida; Brassicales; Brassicaceae. The record is from RefSeq and is a predicted model, not a curated record.